Kwoniella mangroviensis CBS 8507 is the source of this 873-nucleotide messenger RNA. RefSeq lists its product as uncharacterized. The transcript is spliced from 6 exons. The record is from RefSeq and is a predicted model, not a curated record. NCBI's taxonomy places the organism in Eukaryota, Fungi, Basidiomycota, Tremellomycetes, Tremellales, Cryptococcaceae. Bases 1 to 873 code for a protein of 290 amino acids.
AUGGCCACCCUCCGAUUCACAUCUGCAGGUCCAGGCACCAACCCAGUCUUUGCAUACUGCUAUACAGCCGAGAAUGGUCCUUAUACCUAUGCUGGAUUUAUACCAGAAUACAACGCGGGUGGGAUUCCUGGAGGAAGGAAGAGACAAGUCGUAUCUUUGUGCGGAUGUUCAAACGAAGCUCCCUAUCCACAAGAUUACGGAAAUACAGCUACGGAAGAUGGUACCGCCUCAUGUUACUCUAAUCAAGCUGCGGUUUACACCCUUGAUUCCACAUACACCUUUGAGACCUGUGUUCCCAGUGGGGAUUUGUACGAUACCAGUAAUGGUCUUCCUACAGGAGCUUACAGUCCCGGUACAGUCAAGACUCCAGAGGACUGUCUUUUCGCUUGCAGACCAUACGAACUGGCUGCUUUCCAACCUGAUCCUAUGACCAAUGACUACGGCUGUUACUGUGGUCCAGAGUCCUCGUUCGAUAUCACAACUACUGGAACUUGUCAACCCAACGCUUACUUCGUAUACACCCAUACUGCUAACACCGUCGUCAGCUCUCAAUUCGCCAAGCGACAAUUGAAAGAGAGAUUACUCCAGGCUAAAAGAGAGAAACAAGCUCUUUGUCCUAAACCACUUACAGCUUGUAGAGUCAACGGCGUAGCUGAUUCCUUCGAGUGUCUUGAUACCACCUCUGAGCUCGAGUCAUGCGGUGGAUGUGCCAACGGUAACUUCAAUGCUAAUGAAACAAGCUUUGGGGUUGACUGCACUCAAUUGAUCGGUGUUGCUCCUGGUGCUGUCACAUGUACUCAAGGCCAAUGUAAAUCUUUCAAAUGUCUGCCUAACUUCACUUUGGCCGCCAAUGGAACUUGUAUCGCGGCUUGA